CUAUAUAUACACCCUCUUUCGUUUUGUAUCUCAGUGUGCCAAUCUCAGUUCUCUAUACCUGCUUGCACUGACUGAGGUAGCCAAAUAUGGACUACUCAAAUUUGCGGCGCCAGAUCAUUUCCAUGAAGAAAAGCCUCUUCGAUCAGGGUUACCUGGAUGAACAGUUUAAUCAGCUGGAAGAACUGCAGGAUGAUUCAAGCCCCAAUUUUGUUGAAGAAGUGGUGGCUUUGUUUUUCAAAGAUUCAUCAAGGUUGUUGACAAACAUCGAGCGAGCACUUGAGAAGUACCCUCAGGAUUUCUACCGGUUGGAUUCUUUGGCGCACCAGUUCAAAGGCAGUGGAUCAAGCAUCGGUGCUCUGAGGAUGAAGAAUGAGUGCUCCAUGUUUAAAGCACACUGCAGUGACAGGAAUCUGGAAGGAUGCCGCAGGUCGCUCCAGAAGAUGAAGAGGGAGCAUGCCACCCUGAAGCAGAAGCUGGAGACAUAUUUUCAGUUGCUGAGGCAAGUCGGUCCUCGAGAGCGCGCGGUGAACUCAUGGAAGUAACAAGAAUAGCAUGGAAUGCAGUUACAAAGGAAAUAAUGGUGUGGACUACCUUCUGUUCCUUUGGACAAGUAGUAUAUGCCCCUGAAGUUUUGCCCCCAUUUGUUGCUUUUGUCCCAUGCAGUUACAAAGGAAAUAAUGGUGUGGACUACCUUCUGUUCCUUUGGACAAGUAGUAUAUGCCCCUGAAGUUUUGCCCCCUAUUGUUGCUUUUGUUGCUCAUGAGUCAUGGGUAGGGGUGCCAAUUGGUAUCCAUUGGGUACCCCUCCAACCCUUCCUAGUUCAAAAUUUUAUACUAAAUCUCCAAAACCAUAUCUCAAUUUGAAAAAUUAGUAUAAAAUUUUGAACUAAAGAGGAUUGGAGGUGCAUGUAAGAAUCACCCAUUUGCACCCCUAGUCAUAGGUGACGUGCUUGUGGUGUUUAUACCGUCUGGUGUUGUUGUAUACAGUUCGCAUGCUCCUUGGUUAAAUGUGGAGUCUCACAAUGUUUUUGUACCCUGAAAUGUAAUGGUAUCAAUAUAUAUGGGUUCUGUCGUACGAUA
Molecule: messenger RNA, 1079 nt
Organism: Panicum virgatum (switchgrass)
Lineage: Eukaryota; Viridiplantae; Streptophyta; Magnoliopsida; Poales; Poaceae
Product: pseudo histidine-containing phosphotransfer protein 2
Exons: 6
Coding region: 87-542 (151 amino acids)
Biological process (GO): cytokinin-activated signaling pathway; phosphorylation; phosphorelay signal transduction system
Cellular component (GO): cytoplasm; nucleus
Molecular function (GO): histidine phosphotransfer kinase activity; protein histidine kinase binding
Source: RefSeq, a predicted model, not a curated record